AUGCUAAAAGUAUCUCCUUGGAAAGGCGUUAUCCGUUUUGGAAAGCGUUGGAAACUCAGCCCUCGUUUCCAUAGACCGUUUAAAGUCUUGGCUAUGGUGGGUCUUCAAGCUUAUAAGCUAGAACUACCACCAGAAAUGGCUGAAAUCCAUAGCACAUUCCAUGUGUGCUACCUUCGUAAGUGCUUAGCGGAAGAAGAAAGUGUGAUUCCACUUUUGGAAAUUCUUGUGGAUGAGAACAACCGGUGCAUUGAAGAACCGGAAGCCAUCUUAGAAAACAAGACCAAAGUGUUGAGGCGUAAAGAAAUUGUCAUGGUUAUACUUCAAUCGAAUCAUCACCGAGGGUCAAACGUAACAUGGGAAGCGGAAGAGGGCUUGAAUAGGCGUUACCCUCACCUUUUCGCUUGA
Messenger RNA from Cynara cardunculus var. scolymus (artichoke), 405 nucleotides. RefSeq lists its product as uncharacterized. The record is from RefSeq and is a predicted model, not a curated record. Bases 1 to 405 code for a protein of 134 amino acids. NCBI's taxonomy places the organism in Eukaryota, Viridiplantae, Streptophyta, Magnoliopsida, Asterales, Asteraceae. The transcript has a single exon.